UUGAGGGUGUUUGAGUUGAGUGAUGAUGAAUGGAGUAUAGUUGAGCAACUCUGCAACAUGUUGAAGAUCCUCAAAGAUGCUACCAUGUUUUUUUCACGCUCAACACCAAGCCUUGCAACAGUGAUCCCGGCAAUGGAUCUCAUUGACGAGACACUCUCAACUCACAUGCUCAACAAACGACUGCUUCCAUCAAUUCGUGCGGCUUCAGGACUUGCCAAGAAAACUCUAAAUCGUUACUAUGAGCUCACUGACAGAUCUGAUGUCUACUGCAUCGCAAUGAUUCUCCAUCCACGCCACAAAUUAGCUUACUUCCAAUGCGCAAAAUGGGAAGAAGGUUGGAUUGACUUGGUGCAUACACUAGUGCGUGCAGAGUUCGAC
Molecule: messenger RNA, 378 nt
Organism: Suillus fuscotomentosus
Lineage: Eukaryota; Fungi; Basidiomycota; Agaricomycetes; Boletales; Suillaceae
Exons: 3
Source: RefSeq, a predicted model, not a curated record